This is a messenger RNA of Colletotrichum destructivum, 1749 nucleotides long. Its product is annotated as Putative extracellular membrane protein, CFEM. The coding region runs from base 143 to 1546 and encodes 467 amino acids. The transcript has 8 exons. The record is from RefSeq and is a predicted model, not a curated record. Lineage: Eukaryota; Fungi; Ascomycota; Sordariomycetes; Glomerellales; Glomerellaceae.
CCUAUUUCUCAUCUUUCGGUAGGACGCGCGAAAAAAGUCAUCGCCGACGGUCUUUUUUCUUUUCUUUUUUUUCCCCCCUCCCUGCCAUCCCUUGUCGCCAUUCCCGGCCUCCCUGCUCCCCAAAAAAAAAGUGAAGCACGCGAUGCAGGCCGGCGGCAUCCUGCUGCUGAUCGUCGCGGCGGCGGCUCGGGCGGCGGCCCACCCGGACCCGGACCCGAUCCCGAUCCCGAUUCCAGCCUCGGUCUCGUCCUCGACAUCGCCGACGAUACAAUUAUCGACGAUACCAACCUGCGCCAUGCAGUGCCUCGUCGACGGCUUCCACGCCGGCAACUGCACCAUGGCCGCGCUGGCCGGCUGCAUGUGCACCAACGUGCCCCUCCUCGCCCACAUCUCGGAGUGCGUCCAAAAGUCCUGCGAUAUAUUCGCUGACCAAGUCGCGACUGCUCGCAUAUCACAAAACCUCUGCAAAGCGUACCCGAAACAAGAACGCCGACGGUUCUCCAAGAUCUUCGCCAUCGGCCUGCCGCUCAUCACGACCCUCGUGGUGGCCCUCCGGUGCGUGGCCCGGCUACAGGUCGCGAGCAGGCUGUGGUGGGACGACUGGACCGCGCUGAUGGCUUUGGGGUUUCUGAUCGUCAUGUCUGGCCUCGGACUGGCCAAUUCCAACUUGGGAUUCGGCUACCACUACUGGGACAUUGACCCGGGCAACGGGAAGAUGAUCCUCCAGAUCUUCUACGCACAGCAGCUGCUCUACAUCUUUGUACAGGUGUUCGCCAAGGCCUCUAUCUCCUGCUUCUACUCCCGCGUCUUCACCAACAAGCGCUUCCAGCUGGCCAUCAAGUGCUUCCUAGUCUUCCUGUUCUCGCACGGGCUCAUGUUCCUCCUGCUCCUCGCCUUCCAGUGCGUCCCCGUGCGGUCCAUCUGGGACCGUUCCAUCAACGGCCGCUGCUUCGACACCGCGGCCAUCUCGUACGGCGGCGCCGCCUGCAGCAUCCUAGAAGACUUCAUCCUCAUUCUCAUGCCCUUGCCGGAGCUCUUGAAGCUCAAACUGAGCAAGAGGAAGAAAUCGGCUCUGGUGUUCAUGUUCGGCAUUGGCUCAUUCGCGUGCAUCGCCAGCAUGGUCCGCCUCAAGUACCUCGUCACCUUCGUCCACUCCUUCGACGUGACCUGGGACAACGUUAACCUGGUGGUCUGGUCCAGCAUCGAGCUCAACCUGGCCAUCAUCUGCGGUAGCCUCCCGGCGCUGCGGUCCCUGUUCAAGAAGAUCCCGGCGCUGCUGAAGACGGUCAAGUCGAGCGCGGAGGGAGAAAAGUCCCGCGCGGACCAGCGUAGGCAGUCGGCCACGGUCAUCGCCAUGUCCGACGCCUCGGACAACUCCAACGGGCAGUCGUCCAAGGGCAACACGCCGCGGAGAGUGGGCAUGCCGAGGCCCUUUGGCAGCGCGUCGACCGCGUGCGGCAAGAGCUUCCACUUGUCGCGAGAUAAAGAAACCGACCCGGAUAGCAAGGAGGAGUUCGGCCCGGGGGAUUUGGAAACGGGCCGGUAGGGGGACGGUUUGCGCAGUAAGUAUAGGGGGGGGGGGGGGGGGGGGGGGGGGAAUAGUAUGUCUGUAUGAGAUGAGAAGCAGACCGCGAUAUCUCUACAUGAUCCAUUAUGAGCUGUAAAAAGAAAAACCGGCAGAUAACAACAAUACGAUUUAGAGCUUGGCAUGCAUAUCGUUUUCGUAGUACAUGGCAUGUUUUGUUCUUC